AUGUUCGUCAUCGGGGAUUUCAUCGACGUCUCCGCAUUCAAUGAGGACCGUCAAAGAUCAGCCGGGUUCUAUAACCUCCACGAGGAUGAAGCUCUGGACGCCGCGUUCAACUUCCACACCACACCACACCCUCCUUCCUCCGAUCUUCCCCCUCUGGACGAUGAAUGGUGGACAACCAUCCCACAGAACAACGACUCCUCCAAAGCAACUCCCACGCAGCAUAUCGCGAAAGCCAACCCUUCCGACUGGCCCUCAACCCCGCACCCUGUUUCCUUCGAUUUUCUACCCCCUCUGGACGAUGAGUGGUGGACGACCAUCCCACAGAACAACGACGUACCCAAUCCAUCUACCGACCUUCCGAAGUUGCCAUCAACCCCGGCCCAACAAACAAGCGCUUGGGCCAAAAACAACCCUCCAGCCCUUCCACGAACUCCCUCCAAGCCUACUGCGCCUGUGCUAUGGCCCGUCAGCCCGAGACUUCGCUUGCCCUCCAACGCAACUCCCACACGGCCGACCGCGACAGCCAAUCUUCCCACUCAUCACCCGCCGACAUCACCCUCACCCCACCUGGACCGAGAAACCGAUAAGAAGCAUCGAUUUCGCGUCCACACCCCGGCCAUGAUGGAGGCUGUAUGUGGGAGGAAGAAAGAUAGGUCGGGACGCAUUCAGAAGAGUGAUGGUGGAAGAAAGGGCAAGAGCAGUGGGAAGGGCAAGAUUGAAGGCCGGAACAAAAAGAAAGAUCUUUGA
This is a messenger RNA of Zymoseptoria tritici IPO323, 747 nucleotides long. RefSeq lists its product as uncharacterized. The record is from RefSeq and is a predicted model, not a curated record. The transcript is spliced from 2 exons. Lineage: Eukaryota; Fungi; Ascomycota; Dothideomycetes; Mycosphaerellales; Mycosphaerellaceae. The coding region runs from base 1 to 747 and encodes 248 amino acids.